GCUAAUAAACCAGUUGAUUCAUGUCAGGUGCGUGGUCAGAAACAAGGAGACGUUGUCACACAGAUUUCAGAUGUGUGAAUUCGUACAUGAAUGAUCCAACAUACUGGAACGACUACCGAAGACAAUGCGGAUAUCUAAGAGAUUCCUUUUUCUUUCAACUAUCAUAUUUGCCUCAGUGUUUCUAAUUUCAUGGGUGAGUCGAAGCAAAGUGGUGAACUACAGAGACAACAGGGACACAAAGACACGAAACAUGAAAAGACCAAAUGCUUGGGUAGGCUUACCUAAGUCCCUAAGUUUUAUAUUUGAAAUAAGGUAUGCAGUUGUACGACCGAGAAAUUAUAGCCAGACGACUGGGAAGAGAUUUGUGUAUCUCAUUGAAAGCCCUUCAAAGGGGGACAUCAAAGGAUUACAAGAAACAAACGAACGUGACGUCAUUUGGCUGACAUUUGCAGACAGGUCAGGUGAUAUUUACGCCCCAGACACCUCCGCUGCUUCUGGAAGAAAUGUGCUUCUGCAGCACGCGGUGAACUUAGCGUCCCAAAUGAAAGACGGCGGUUAUCUUUAUUAUAUAUUCAUGGACGACGACCUGGAGCUUUCAGUUAAGUCGGAUGGACAGGUCAAUUGGAAACCUUGGCCCAAGAUGCCCUCGGACCCUUUUCAGCUGUUCGAGGAGUUUCUUAUGUAUUACCAACCUGCUGUGGGGCACGUACGUUACCAAGAUAUGAGUAGACAGUUUGUCAAUACAAAAGAGCCCGUGAACUUGAACUGGGAUUUUGAUGAGUGUUUGAAUGCUUUCCACAAGGAUACACUGUCAUUUCUGGUACCUUACGAUUUGCAACUAGACUGUGAAUCGUGGUUUAAUGGCGCCUGGAUGACUCGUCAGCUGAUUUCGAUGCUGUAUCAUAGGUAUCGCAUUCAGUGCAAUUCGUUGCAUGUUGCUAAUAGUAUUUCAAAUAGAAUCAUCUCAAAGGACAGGUACAAGCAAAAUUUUGAUUACGAAAUGCCGCGAGACUACAUCUCGUCUGCUUUGCUGAAGAAAACAAAAACUAAUCCUCCCAAAGUCAACCCAUUAAUUGAAGCUGUAUUAAAAGGAACGUCUUCGCGCCAAAGUCCAGGUACUCUACAGCCAGGUCCUUACAUAAAGAUUCCAGGGAAGCCAAAACUGAAAGGCAACCAAUCGUAUCUUGUGACACCGGAUUUCAUCCUUCAACACUGGGACCAUACCCAUCCCAUGAUUAGGAAGAAAUUAGCUUGGCUGCGAAAACCAGAGAUACAGAAAAUCCUUGGACUAGAUAACCGUCUCCAGCAGCCAUUUACACCCGAUACUUUGUACUGCUCAGGACCGAAUAACUUUUCACUAUUAAUUGGACAAUGAAAUCAAAAGGCCUUACACAAGCUUUCCAUGCAACUUAUUUUCAAACGUUUAUCUGCGUUAGAGUCGAUCAUUUGAAUAAAUGUCUUUUUGUCAUAAAAUUAUGAUUAACUAUGUUCUAACGUCUUGCGCUACAGAGACAAUGCUAUACUGGUAUUACAUGAUUAUUUCUUGUUGACAAAGAGUAUUUUGUAGAACAUUAUUCAAACAUUAAUCGCACGUGCUGUAUCGGAUUCACGUGUUUACGUACAUGUGUAAGGGGUGUACAGGUUGAGUUAAGAAUAUGAAAAAAAAAUCACCAAAUCACCUCCUAUGUAAGGGACAUAUGAAAUGAUUCCCUACGCUUCUUUUAAGUUAGUAAGUUUAUUAUUGAAGGUUGCAAUGGGCUCGAAAUAGGAUCCUUUGUUCUCCACUUACUUAGCGCAAAAUACAAUGCAGAUACUAACGGUUCUCGUACGUACUGUCGAUAAAAAGUACACAUUAAGGCCGGUAAUUUGAUCUGUUCUUUUGUUAGAGUUAUUGUUCAGCUCAUUCUUAUUUAAGGAAGAAGUCAGAGAUGAGCAAUAGUAAAGUGAGGUUAAAUUUCGACUGCAAAGUUGCUUAA
Lingula anatina is the source of this 1976-nucleotide messenger RNA. RefSeq lists its product as uncharacterized. Lineage: Eukaryota; Metazoa; Brachiopoda; Lingulata; Lingulida; Lingulidae. The record is from RefSeq and is a predicted model, not a curated record.